AUGCUACCACUGUGGGCGGCCAGCAUCACGCUCAUCGCGGUCGCGUCUCACAACUUCACCUUCGCCAUCAUCCAGCAGGCGCGCACCGUGGACCGCCACCUCACCCCGCAGAUCCCGCCCGCCAAAAAUGAUCAUCUUCAAUUCUUCACCACGCUCACGAUGCUCUUCAGCGUCACCCUCGCGCUCUACGACCGUGUCUUCGCCCCCGUCGCGCGCCGUUACACCGUGCGGCGGUCGGGCAUCACCUAG
This is a messenger RNA of Miscanthus lutarioriparius, 249 nucleotides long. The record is from the annotation of a GenBank genome assembly. Lineage: Eukaryota; Viridiplantae; Streptophyta; Magnoliopsida; Poales; Poaceae.